GUUUCCCUUCUUCUACGCCGUAGUAGCCUUCCGUUUUGAAUUUACUUAGAUUCUUUUUGUUUCUUAAGCUCAAGUUGCCGUCAUGCUCCAGUUCGUCGGAGGCCCUGUUCCUCCGAACACAGACCAUACAGUGAGUGUCUCACUUCCAACGUGGAGAACGUGUAUUGGGUAUGAGGAAGGGGAGGAUUGGGUGGUGAGCAAUAUGCAAUGCGGGUAUCCAAGAUUUUUCGUGCACCCUAGCAUCAAGAAGCUCGCACAUGAGAUCUUAUGCCGUAAUGGGAAUCCGGAAACUGAAGCUGCAUCUCUAUUUCCAUCUCCUAAAACGGCUGAAAUAUGCCGUUCAUUUAUUAUAGCUCGUGUUUCUCCAGAGGAGUCUUCCAAAAUUCGCAUAGUCAAUUAUGUUCCCUCUUCUCGCACUACCGCUGAGUCACAGACAGUCACUUCGCAACUGUCAUGUGUUAUCUACCUGAAGGAACACGCACCUAUCGCCAAGCAAGUUUGGGCACACUCUGGUAAUGGAAUUUCAAGUCGUCGGAGCGAAUUCUGCUUAGGUGCCCUAAAAGAUGGGUUUCUUGCCGAGGAGAAGGGGUCUGGAGUUCCAGUUACAACCCAGAGGCCUUGCAAGGGCCCUAGACGGUAUCAAGGCAAAGGCUCGCUGAGUGGAAUCACUCCAGGAACAACACAAAUUGAACGGUCAAAUUCAGCCUCGGCAGCUAGCACCUACCCGGACGGGCGGGAAUAUGUCGAGUUCAUUGAAGAACGAUUUGGACGCAACCUGAGUGCCUCAUUAGCUGAUAAAGCGAAGUUAGCCGUUCGUAGACGGAUAUCCGGUGUCUUGACUGCUGACGUUGAGCUGCAUGAAGCUCUCGAGGAGGCAUCAUCAGAAGGAAGAAUGGCAGGCUUAACCGAAAAUGACGUUUUUCUCUUCCCUACGGGCAUGAGCUCCAUUUUUAACACUCACCAGACUCUGAUGGCCGCUAGAGGCUCCAUGAAAAGCAUUUGCUUUGGGUUUCCUUACGUGGACACUUUGAAGAUUCUCGAGAAAUGGGGUCCUGGUUGCGUGUUCUACGGAAAUGGCUCUUCUGAAGACCUGGAUGACUUGGAAUCACGACUACGUAAUGGCGAGAAAUUUCUCGCACUCUUCACUGAGUUUCCUGGAAAUCCAUUGCUCAAAUCUCCAGACCUCAAACGCAUACGCACGCUUGCGGAUAAGUACGAGUUUGCCGUCGUGGUAGACGAAACAGUUGGGAACUUCCUCAACGUCAAUGUGCUUCCGUAUGCGGAUGUUGUGGUCAGCAGCCUGACAAAGAUUUUCAGCGGAGACAGUAAUGUAAUGGGAGGAAGCGCAGUGAUUAAUCCUCACAGUCGUUUCUAUGAGAUCCUAAAGAAGUCCUUUUCUUUGGAAUACGAAGAUAACCUUUGGGCGGAAGAUGCUGUCUUUCUCGAGAGAAACAGCAGAGAUUUUGUGUCAAGAAUCGCAAAAAUUAAUGAGACUACGGAAGCUACCACGGCCUUAUUGAGAAACUCAGCUCUCGUGAAAGAAGUGUAUUAUCCAAAGUACCAUCCUUCAAAGACGUUUUAUGAAGACUUCCGUAACCCCAAUGGGGGUUACGGUGGCCUUUUUUCUGUGACAUUCCAUUCUACUGCUAUUGCAAUGGCUUUUUUCGAUAAUCUAGAAGUAUUGAAGGGGCCUAGCCUUGGAACGAAUUUUACACUCAGCUGCCCCUACACGCUAUUGGCACAUUACAGCGAAUUGGAAUGGGCAAGCACUUUCGGUAUUGCUUCCGACUUGGUGAGAAUAAGUGUUGGUUUAGAAGAUAUCUCAGAUCUCAGUUCUAGGAUGGGACGAGCUCUAAGUGCGGCUGCAAACGCUACUAAAGAGUAAGGCUUUGGAUUGAGGGAAUUUUCCGAACUUCAACGAUCAGGCCUUUGCUGUGCCAUAUCAACACUAUGACUGCGCGCGGGAAGAUGGUAGUAUCAAAAAUAGUCACGAUAGUCCAAGCCUGCAGUUGAACCCACAAAAGCGGGCCUUUGGUCUGUUCCCCAGGCUGGUUAUGUGGCCUAGGUAUGUCUCCAAGAUCAAAUUACCUGAGGCUUUUAACAGUAGUAUAGCCCUUACUCAAAAAGUUGAUGCAUAUAAAAUCACAAAUUCAACCAUCCAGAUAUAAAAUCUUCACCCAGUCCUUGGUACCCAAAAAUGACGGCGUCGAAAACGUAGGAAGCUGAACGAUGAAAUAAGAUCAGCAAUGGUCGAAAGCAGCGCCAUCACCACCUGCCGUGAUCCAAUUUAGGCUCUUUGCACUACUUACAUCUUCACUCCACGGCCUUGACUGCCGCAUUGUUUCUAUACUGGGCCCUCCGGCCCCCCAGAAUUUGGAGAAAGGGCCUGUGUCCAUCAUCGGCACGCUCGAUGCACUCCAUUGGUUGGAGAAGUGUCUAGUCCCAUUACCGACAUUGACAUGCUCGUCGGGAGCGAAGGCGAGGUGCCGAGACCAUUGAAUGAUGCGGAUGGAUGUAGUGGUGAUGGUGAACUGUCCUGAUGUACUGUACUGACGGCGUUGCUUGAAGGUGCAGAUAUUUGAAUAUUGCCACGAUUGGACAAAGAUUCACUGCCCUCAGCAUUCUCGAAGUUAAUUGUGUCAGCGAAUGAAACGAAAAUCAACCGCCGGACAUCUGCCGUUUCGAAUGGAGGGGGGUAUCUAUCAGGCUUGCUAGGAUACCCCGCCUCGAUGCCCUCGUUUGAGGGUGAUGAAAGUUGCCGCUCCGGAGAGAUAGCGUCAGCAACUGGAGAAAGAGCGAGUUGGCGAAGGUCUGGGGUGGCAACUUCGACAGCAACCAAUUGGGGAAACAUCUUCCUAUACGCUCCAUUCGAAAAUUUGUGAGGGAGAAGGUGAACGCAGUUUCGUAGACCGGCAGUAGUAUCCUGAAGAGGAUAAGUCCCGAUAGAAAUGACUUGAAGAGCUAGGAGGUGAGACUGGAGAUAUCAUGUCAGCCUAAGCAGCUGUGCUAGAAGCUGUUGAAGCAGAACGUAUCUGUGGGUAGAUUCAACGGAGCAACAUUAAUGGUCGAGGCUUCGUUCUAGCUGAUUCACCACGCUUCCCCCCAUCUCCCUUUAAAAUAGCGGUCUCGGUUCUAUAGGUCAGGCGUUCCUUGCGUCAGUGAAGGGCUUGUCAUGUACACUUCCCUGAAUCAGGAAAUAUGAGUCUUGAAGCGGGCCAGUUGAAACCCUAACUGCCCCCUUGGAUCUAUGGAGGUGGCCAGGAACGGUUUGGUUGGUGGUUCGAUUCAGACUACGAAGUUGUACUGGGCUGUCGCCAUAAUAUUAAACCAAAAUGAUACGCUCGGUGUUCUAGAGCUCCAAAUCUCAG
Molecule: messenger RNA, 3368 nt
Organism: Monascus purpureus
Lineage: Eukaryota; Fungi; Ascomycota; Eurotiomycetes; Eurotiales; Aspergillaceae
Source: the annotation of a GenBank genome assembly